Schistocerca nitens (vagrant locust) is the source of this 883-nucleotide messenger RNA. RefSeq names its product 5-formyltetrahydrofolate cyclo-ligase-like. Bases 56 to 685 code for a protein of 209 amino acids. The record is from RefSeq and is a predicted model, not a curated record. The transcript has 5 exons. Lineage: Eukaryota; Metazoa; Arthropoda; Insecta; Orthoptera; Acrididae. Gene Ontology annotation, cellular component: mitochondrion. Gene Ontology annotation, biological process: folic acid-containing compound biosynthetic process; tetrahydrofolate interconversion. Gene Ontology annotation, molecular function: 5-formyltetrahydrofolate cyclo-ligase activity.
CUUGCCGGUUACUGUGCUAAGCAGCGUUGGCGGUCGGAAGAGUGUGCACUUUAAUAUGACAGCCACCCUCAAGGCGGCGAAGAACGCCGUCCGGAGGCAAAUGAAGAGCGUCAUUGGCGCGCUCACUACAGAAGAGAAGCUGCGCCAAUCACAGAUCGUCACCAACAUGCUUCUGCAGCGGCCCGAAUAUGAACGCAGCCGCCGCGUCGCGGCGUACGUCAGCAAGUCGGAUGAGGUCGGCACCGAGCGGCUCAUCCGGUGCAUCAUCGAGUCUGGAAGGGCGUGCUUCAUACCCACGUACUGGGAGUGCGAGUCACGGAUGGAGAUGCUGCGGCUGCGUUCGGUGGAGGAGCUGUCCGCGCUGCCCAGCACGGCCUGGGGCAUCUCCCAGCCCAGCGGCGACGACGCUGACUCCAGGGAGAACGCGCUACUCACAGGAGGCCUGGACCUGAUCGUGGUGCCCGGGCGCGCCUUCACGGCCGACGGAGGGCGGCUGGGCCGCGGCGGCGGCUACUACGACGUGUACCUGGGCAGGCUGCGGCCUGAGGCGGGCUACGCGGGGCCCCAGCCUUUCACCGUGGGGCUGGCCUUCCGCCAGCAGGUCCUGCCCGACCUGCCGCUGGACAAGGCGGACGUGCCGCUCCACCUGGUGCUCUACCCCCCUCCAGAGGCCGGAAACACCUGAGCAACCCCACUGCUGCUGCACGUCUGGCUGGCUGUCGACAAACUGCUGAAGACCAUCGCGCUUUCUCAAUAUGGAUAGAGAGAGAAGGUUCACCUUGAAAACUUGGUAAAUUUGCGGCUCGUUCUGAACGGUGGAGUAAACCUGCUACAUUACUUAACUUGACAUGGGAAUAAAUUCUGAAUUUUUAUACUUGGGAAA